Messenger RNA from Spirometra erinaceieuropaei, 4288 nucleotides. The record is from the annotation of a GenBank genome assembly. Lineage: Eukaryota; Metazoa; Platyhelminthes; Cestoda; Diphyllobothriidea; Diphyllobothriidae.
AUGGUCUCCCGGCGUGGCGACGCCGUUUAUACUUCGCGACGAUGUGAGCUGCGCCACCUGGUUGCGCGGGCUGAGUGCAUGAUAACACGCAGGCAAAUCGAUGUGUCUGUUGAUAGAGGUGGUUUCCGACACCCACGCCUACAACAGUUCUCGACCCGUCUUGUUGCCGGCUCGCGUGUUGGCGAAACCGAACUCAUGGCCUUCCUCCAGCGUGUGAGUGGCGACUUGAGAUAGUGGUCGCCUCUCCGAACGGCCCGUUUGUGCUCAAGUAUUGGUGAGCUGAUACGUCGUCCUGUCUGGCCUGUGUAGUGGCAAGGACAGUAAUGGCACGGGAUUUCGUAGACUACGUCCAACUGUUCACCUGCGUUCAGCCGAUCCUUCAUUUCCAUGAUCCUGCUACGCAUGGAAGCCGCCGGAUGAUGAGAGAUGCCCACGCCUAACUCUGACGCAACGCGUUCUGUGGCCUCGGACACAUUCUUUAUGUACGGUAAGAAGUGCCAAACCGUUGGUGUCUUUCUUUCAUUUGUCCGUCAUGGGUGCGUGCGAAUGCAGCGGCUGAUGAAACUAUUUGCGUAACCGUUCUUUGUUAAUUGGUCCCUGAGAUGCCGUAGUUCUUGCAUCCUUCCUUCGGGCUUGUUACAGUGCGUGUUUACCCGGUCGAAAAGCGCCCUCACACAGCCCCGUUUUUGUACCAAUAGGUGGUUCCUGUGAUAGUUGAGGACUUCGAUUGUAUUGGCCGCCUUUCUGUACACUGUAGUGCAGAGUUUGCCACCGGGUGUGCGUGUGACGGUAACGUCGGGGAAGAUGCUGUUAAGCAGGUCUUGAAAACCCGAUAGCCUGUCCUUUUGACUAAUGACGAAUGUAUCGUCCACGUACCGGCGCCAAAAUGCAGGUUUGUAGUGCCUGAAAACAAUCUUUUGCAGCUCUUGUAGGACCAAUUCCGCAACUACAGUGCGUGACCUAUCUCAUGAAAUGUUGGCUGAAAUUCUGAAAUGCGUUUUCGAUUCGGAAGGAUUACUUGGUCGCGGUUGUGAUACUGAUUAUCUAAAGGCAUACUCUUAUAACAUUUUAGACUCGGCAGGAUGUCGGCUUUUAAAUGCACCUCUUUUCAAUCUCCUGUAGAAAGCGUGCUUGGUAAAAAAUGACUACUUAAGUAGCAUGCAUUUUUCCCAUUGAUUUUCGAUGGUUUUGGAAAUUCAAAUAUAUUUUAUAGAAACGACAAACAAAAGUAUGCUUUCUUUUAGUCACUCAAUAGAGAAUCACGUCUUCUUUAUAUUUUAUACUUAAGGAAGGAGUAUAAUUAGGUUUAAAAAAAAUUUCUUAUUAUGAGACUUUUUAAGACCGCGAUAUGUCCAUUCACAUAGCAUCGUACCUGGCCGUUUGCCACUGCUCCUCAUGAAAUGUACAACAUGGUCCGCAUCCAUUGCAAAAUUUUAUGGACUCUGUAUGAUAUCUCUUUAAUGACAUAGAAAAAUAUGGGAUUUUCUUUACGCGGAACGCAUGCACCUUGUAGAGUGUAAUCACUAAGCGCUAAUGCAACGAAUGAUCAGGCUCCAAAUUUUUCGGCAAUCAGAAAACGUUUUUAAAACCUAAUUAUACUCCUUCCUUAAGUAUAAAAUAUAAAGAAGACGUGAUUCUCUAUUGAGUGACUAAAAGAAAGCAUACUUUUGUUUGUCGUUUCUAUAAAAUAUAUUUGAAUUUCCAAAACCAUCGAAAAUCAAUGGGAAAAAUGCAUGCUACUUAAGUAGUCAUUUUUUACCAAGCACGCUUUCUACAGGAGAUUGAAAAGAGGUGCAUUUAAAAGCCGACAUCCUGCCGAGUCUAAAAUGUUAUAAGAGUAUGCCUUUAGAUAAUCAGUAUCACAACCGCGACCAAGUAAUCCUUCCGAAUCGAAAACGCAUUUCAGAAUUUCAGCCAACAUUUCAUGAGAUAGGUCACGCACUGUAGUUGCGGAAUAUUGGGGAACCCAUGGGUGUUCCUUUGAUUUGUUCGUAUGUUCUGCCAUCGAAGGUGAAAAAGGUUCGUUGGCAGAAUGCAAAGAGCUGCAUUAGGUGCUGGAUCUUUAGGGGUCCUGUCGUUUCGUCGUACAUUUCUUAGAGGUGUUUGCGUAGCACUCGCACGCCAAGUCUGGUGGAAUGGACGUGAAGCGUGAGACAACGCCGAAGGAUACCAUUUGGUCGGGUCGAAUAUUUUUUCCGCGAAUGUCGGCAAGGAAUUGGGAAGCCGAAGUGACUGACGUCACACAGCCCUCUCGGUGAAAAUUGAGUUUUCGGGACAUCCAUUUGACUAGAUUGUAUGCGAGGCUGCCUUUCAGGGCAACGACUGGCCACAGAGGAAAGGGUUUACUCCAAGUUAGCAACUUAUUACCGCGGGAAUUAAAAAUCUGCUAUUUCUAAACUGGAGCGUCAACUAGAAAGUACACAGGGAAUGGUGGAGGACCCCACUGAUGAACCGAACCCCUUUGCGGCUGUGCCAUUUAGCGGCAGAAUAUCGGUCGAACACGUGUCUGGAAUUGUAGCUAGUACCUGUACUGCCAGUUAUGGAACAUCGUGCAUAUUGCUGUAAAUUAACUGUAAAUUAACUACUUGAGUUCAAACGUUGUAAACGCCGACGUCCACAACGUGCCCAACAGAGGGCGCAUUUCGCCACCGACUCAUUAGUAUGAUUAGGGAUCUGUAACAUGUCAAAUGUAAUUUUUCAAAGUCCACGAACUGGUUAUAUCCUAUGGAUAUUAGCACCUGUAGGCAUUCAGUGAACUAGUAAAGUGUGUCAUUAGAUCUAACACUUCGCAGACGGGCGGAUAUUUCGGUAUCUAGAGAGUGCAAUCUUCAGUCACUUAAAGCACAAGGAACAGGCUGUGCUUUACUAAUAUUUGGGGGCCAAUUUACGACUGCCUUAGUGGAGUAAAAAUAAGUAGUUGGCAUAAAUUUUCAAAUGCUAUCAACUUUCACAAAAAAAACAACCAAAGCAGAUUACAUUUAAACAUAAUUUUAUAGUUGAAGGUGCCGCACUCACCAGGUUGCGCAACGAGCUGCUUUCUUAUGUAUUGGGACUCAUUCUAAAAGCCUGGGAGGUAUACAGUUGGCGACUAGUAGUAUUAACAAAUAAGGAGGUGUCGAGAAACACAAAGGAGAUGGAAAUGGUCGUUUCUGGUUUGUUUGCUGUUGUUGGCCAGCCAUACAUGGCACCAGAUUCAGGACGCCCGGUUAUUUGACGACGGCUAAUCCGUCAGAAAUGCAGCCUGCUAAUUUCUUAGUAAGCAUUUCAAAAAGUGCUAAAACUGAGGUACUCCAGAACAAAACCUUUUGCUGUUGCAUGGGAAUAAUAUCAAAAUGGCAUCAUUUGUGACAAUAAAAUGAAUAAAACACAAGUCCCCAAUUUAUUCUGAGAAAUUGUAAUGAUUUUGUUAAACGCUCAUGGAGAAUAUUUGUGGAGAUCGAUGGGAACGGAAAAAAAUUUAGCCUACGUCCAACCCUACACGAAUUAACGUGAUAUGCUGUGUUUAUCGGCAUUGUAAAUUCCUGAACUCAAAUUUCUCCUUGCCCAAAGUAAAUCAUGACGUUUCCGUAUUUUCUUUUACUGAGAUUGUGUAAGUUUAGCAUACAAUAUAGCAUACAAUAGGCAAGCAUACUAUGGCAUAAUUGCAUGUCAUUUAUCUCGGUCAAAUUAUAGGCCUCCGCAUAUUCGCUGAUUAUAACUUUAAUUCGUUGUAACCACCCGUCUGCUUUUAGCUUUCAGUACGGCAGGAGAGAAAACUGCAAUAUUGUUAAUCCUUUUCUAAAUUAUUUGAAAAUGAGGAUUAAUAACUCCUGUAGGACAGCUGGUGGCGCAUUUUUGAUGUUUUUGAAGUCAACUUCCACACAAUAAACAACUAGCCAACUAAAAAUUGGUGCUGAGUCGUCAUCUUAUGCGUUUUACGGAAUGCAUUUACAAAUAAAAUAACACGAGUCGUAUUGUUCAGUAUUCAGUGGUUCAGUUCUACAAAGAUCUGCAUGCCCCACUGACAACUGUGCGGAAGCCGGAGAAGCCGACUGUCCUUCAGCGUCCGCGUCGGGACAAAUCACGAUGUCUUGAUGGAAUGAGGAGUCUCCGUGUUCUCGGCGGCUCCAAAGACAACGGCCUCCUCCUUCUUCGGACCUUGGCGGAUUUCUACCUCAUCCCUCUGAUUACCAUCUUCUUCCGUCCUGUGACGCAAAAGAAGACAACAAGAAUGCUCCCCCUCCCCGAUCGCGAUGCUGGCAGUCUCUGGACUGCGUUCUCGUCCACAGUCGAAAUCAAUGGGACGUGA